Molecule: messenger RNA, 819 nt
Organism: Lactuca virosa
Lineage: Eukaryota; Viridiplantae; Streptophyta; Magnoliopsida; Asterales; Asteraceae
Source: the annotation of a GenBank genome assembly
AUGGGAGGGAAAGUAGAAGACGUUGUGUAUGAUAGAGGCAGUGAAGCAUCAAAGACGUGCAUGUGUCCUGAUGAUACAGGAAGCAAUGCUACCAUCCGCUACCUACGGAACGAGGGAAAGUACUCCGGGAAGAUCGAACAGCCUUCAACUCAUCGUCUCAAAUCUCAUCCAAAUCUAUUCGACUCAGACUUACACUAUUAUACACGUACUACGCAGACGCCAUUUGUUCCCUCUGAUGCUCCGCCGAUCGACGCUCCGAUUGAUUACGCCAUCACUGCUUCCUUUGUCUGCUUAAUUGCUGAUUGAAGAAAUGCAAGACCAUGAAAUGGUUCCAAUUGAUGAAACAACACCACCAAAGUCAACAAAAAGAAAACCAUCCACUACAAAGAAGCUAACACAAGAAAACAACACAAAAGGGGGUUCCAAAAGAAGCUCUAAAAAUGAAGCACAAAUCUUCCAACAACAAGAAAAGUCAACAACUUCUGAUUCUCUACCUGACUCUUCUUCUACUGGUAAUGAUUAUCGAUCUCUGAGACGCAAAUAUUUACUUUUAGAAGAAGAAAGCUUUAAUGUUGGAAGAGAAACAAAAGAGAUUCAAGAUGCUGUUAAAUCUCUUGAAGAGGAAAAACUCUCACUUUUAGAUGAACUUGUUGUGUUAGAAGGCUUAGUUGACCCUUCAGAUCUCAAUGCCAAUGGUCAACGUUCACCAUAACUUCUUUCUAAUUUAGUUAACAGCAGAAUUCUGUAUUUCAAAAACUUUGAAUAUUUAUUCUACUCUUGGUGCUUUUAACUUUUUUAGCUUGUUUUGCUAAUAUACAC